AUGGUGCCUGUCUUUGACAUUCUUUUGGGACGGAUCCGAGAACUGCACCUUUGCCAAAUCCUCCUGUAUUCCUACCUGGACAUGCUCCUUUACUUCACCAGACAAAAGGAUAUCGCCCAGGUCUUUGUAGAAUACAUCCAGCCAAAGGACCUAACCAAUGGGCAACUCUACCAGAAGACUUUGCUGGGGACCAUCUUGAAUAUUUCGUGCUUGCUGAAGGCUCCUGGUGUUGUUGAGAAUCAUGGCUACUUCCUGUUCCCAUCUCGAUCCAGCCCUCAGGAGAUCAAAGUGCAAGAAUCCAACAUUCAUCAGUUCAUGUCCCAGUUCCACGAGAAGAUCUAUCAGAUGCUGAAGAACCUGCUGCAGCUGUCCCCGCAGACCAAACACCGGAACCUGUCCUGGCUUGGGAACUGCUUGCAUGCCAACGCAGGCCGCACCAAGAUCUGGACCAACCAGAUGCCAGAGAUCUUCCUCCAGAUGUAUGCCUCAGAUGCCUUCUUCCUGAACUUGGGGGCUGCCCUCCUCAGGCUGUGCCAGCCCUUCUGCAAGCCCCGGUCUCCUCGGCUCCUCACAUUUGACCUCACCUACUGUGCUCUGAAAGAGCUGAAUGAGGAGGAGCAGCGGAGCAAGAACGUGCAUCUGAAAGGUAUGGAAAAGGAGACCUGCUUGAUCCCAGCUAUGAUGGACCAGGAGCCUGAGUUUGCCCCCAGCUACAACCUGGUGACGGAAAUUUUAGUAACAGAUUAUCAGAAUGAAAGAUCUGACCAUUGUGUUGGCCUAGGAUUAAACAAUAUCACAAUGCCAAUAUCUAAUGGCCAAAAAUGGAUAAGGAUUGCAGAAAUAGGUCUUGUAAAGAAGCAAUCAGAUAAAAGUUAA
This is a messenger RNA of Sphaerodactylus townsendi, 876 nucleotides long. Its product is annotated as ubiquitin conjugation factor E4 A-like. Gene Ontology annotation, biological process: protein polyubiquitination. NCBI's taxonomy places the organism in Eukaryota, Metazoa, Chordata, Lepidosauria, Squamata, Sphaerodactylidae. Gene Ontology annotation, cellular component: nucleus; ubiquitin ligase complex; cytoplasm. The transcript is spliced from 2 exons. The record is from RefSeq and is a predicted model, not a curated record. Bases 1 to 876 code for a protein of 291 amino acids. Gene Ontology annotation, molecular function: ubiquitin-ubiquitin ligase activity.